This is a messenger RNA of Sclerotinia sclerotiorum 1980 UF-70, 111 nucleotides long. RefSeq lists its product with no specific name. Bases 1 to 111 code for a protein of 36 amino acids. Lineage: Eukaryota; Fungi; Ascomycota; Leotiomycetes; Helotiales; Sclerotiniaceae. The record is from RefSeq and is a predicted model, not a curated record. The transcript has a single exon.
AUGGGUUCAACUCCACAGACUCUCAUCUCAUUUUCGGCUAAGAUUUUGAGUAUUGUGGUUGUCACAGAUUCGGGAACGGCUCAAGAUCUUGUUUUCGCAAACCAAAUAUGA